CAAAGCCUUCUUAAAUUACAUGGAGGAUCCGCUUCUUUUAUUUCGGUAGAAUAGCUCACUAGGCCAAAGAGACUAAGCGAGGACUAACUUUCAGCGGACCUGCCCCGCAGAAGCAAACAAACACCCCAUUCCCUCCGCACCAGCAUUCAGGGUACAUGUGAACGCGCGCUCGAGAGGGAGCCAGUCCUUAAAGAGAUAAACGAUCAGGAUGGGAACUACAUUUCCCACGAGCCCAGGCGGGCUGCCUUUUCCCCCAUUGGUGCAGACGGUCGGAGGGGUGAUCCCUAACUAGAGAGAACUCCGCCUACUCCGACGUGAUUGGCUGCAGGGCGGGUGCCGACGCUUCCUCGGAACGACCUUAGCGCCUCCCUGUCGCUUCUCGACAGUAUGAAAGAAGCGGCUGGCGAGACGCGUACAGUUGAGUUCUUUCCCCGCUGGCCGGGAUGCCGCUUUAGCGGGCGCCUUCCGACGAGAGAGUUUGACUCCGGCCCGCCGGCAGCCGUCUGAGCGUUCUAGAAUCCCGAUGCACCUGGACGUUCUAGAACGCGGCAACUUUCGGACGUUCUCUCGGCUUUGACGCUCGUCCUCCUCCCCACCCCGAGGGAGCUAAUUACGCCGGAGCGGCCCCCCUGUUUGGGGAAGAGAAGAGAAGGGACGAGAGGCAGCCCUCCGCCCGCCCGCCGGUUCUCUCUCUCUCUCUCUCUCCCGUUGCCUGCCCCGAUCGCGUUAAACGACACCAUGAUCGUCGCCGACUCGGAGAGUUGCGAGCCCGCCGGAGUCGAAGGCUAUUUGCCCUGCGAAGACUGCGAAAGUUUGAGGCGCAAGAAGGAUAGAGGGAUAAAAAUCCCCCAGCAGCUGGGAAGAGGCCCCAGUUCUUUCAUCCCGGUGGAAGAGAUCCUACAAGAAGGAGUAGAGAGCGCCCAGCGACGUCUCUUCAUAGAAGCCUUUGUUUCAACGGGCAGAGUGGAUAACAUUACCAUGGUGAUGGGACUACAUCCAGAGUACCUGACAAGCUUCUGGAAGACACAGUAUCUCUUGUUGAGGAUGGAUGGGCCACUGCCAUAUCACAAGCGCCAUUACAUUGCGAUCAUGGCAGCUGCCAGGCAUCAUUGUUCCUACCUGGUUGGCUUUCACAUAGGAGAGUUUCUCCAGGUUGGAGGGGACCCAGCCUGGCUGCGAGGUUUGCAGCAUGCCCCACAGAAACUCAGGAACCUGAAUGAAAUCAACAAGAUCCUAGCCCAUCGGCCUUGGCUGAUCACCAAGGAACACAUUGAGGUCCUGCUAAAAACUGGGGAAAACAGCUGGUCCCUAGCCGAACUCAUCCAGGCCCUGGUCCUGCUGACUCACUACCACUCGCUGGCCUCCUUCGUGUUUGGCUGUGGCAUCAACCUGGAGCUUGACCAGGAAGCUGGGCACAUCUUCCAGCCACCUUCGCCCCGCAGCUGCGACAGUAGCCCCAGCUCGGAAGAGGGGACAAAUAGUUCUAAUAGCACUGAUGCUAUGGAGGAUGUUGAAAUGCUGAUGGAGAGGAUGAAACUUCUGCAGGAGAGCCAGCUUGAGGAGGAAGGUGUCACCCAGGAAGAGAUGGAGACCCGCUUUGAGAUGGAAAAAAGAGAGAGCCUGCUUGUGACUCCCUCAGACAUUGUUGAACACUCCCUGCCCCCCAAUGUCCUCUGCUUUGUGGAGGAUCCAGAGUUUGGCUACAAGGAUUUCACCAGGAGAGGAGAACAGACCCCUCCCACCUUCCGAGCCCAGGACUAUACGUGGGAAGAUCAUGGUUACUCGCUUAUCAACCGGCUGUAUCCUGAUGUGGGACAACUGUUGGAUGAGAAAUUCCAAGUGGUGUACAAUCUGACCUAUAACACCAUAGCUAUGCAUAGUGGGGUGGACACAUCCAUGCUCCGGAGGGCUAUCUGGAAUUACGUCCACUGUGUCUUUGGCAUUCGGUAUGAUGACUAUGAUUAUAGGGAAGUGAACCAGCUUUUGGAACGUAGCCUGAAGAUCUACAUCAAAACUGUGGCCUGUUACCCGGAAAAAGCUACUAAAAGAAUGUACACCCAUUUCUGGAGACACUUCAAACAUUCAGAAAAGGUGCAUGUCAAUCUGCUUCUUUUGGAGGCUCGUAUGCAGGCAGCCCUAUUGUAUGCUCUGCGUGCCAUCACCCGCUACAUGACCUGACUGGACUUGACUCCCUUCUUCGUGAGUGAGGCAGCCUUGCCCUGGACCAGGGAGCUUUCUUCCAAAGACCUGUUUCUGGAAUGUCUGGUGAAAAAAAUCAAGUUACCUCACCUUUUACCUGUGGCUAUUUUUGGAAGCGUUUUAUAUGGUGGUGGACUUUUUGAGUCGCUUUGCCAAAAGCGACAUUGUGAGGCAGAGGUGAGUUCAACAUGAACUGUUCCCUUGAUGUGUGAAGGAAACCAACCUCAGUUUCAUCAUCAUCACCUGGGGAGCCACCUGUGAUUUCUUGGUUUUGCCAAUGGUGGCCCAAGGUUUCAGAGUUUGAUGUUGAGGUGGCCAGCUCCUGUUCAAAAAUUAGAGGAGGUCACUGCAUCCCAUGCUGAUGUCCCUUGAUGACCAGCUUGGUGUGCACCAAAGUUGGAGAUGGCAGCAUUUCAAUGAAUUGUGCAAUGAAUAUCCUCUGCCCUGUCUACAUCUUUUUUGUUUUUUUGCAAUGAAGAUGGUCCUGAACCAGCUGAGGCAAAGAUCACCAAAGAGAUCCUUCUGCCAUGGACACGGCUUUACUCUUUGUCUUUAGUCUCAACUUGCUACAGAACUUUUGAAUGUAGGACUUUGAACAUUUCAAGCGGGUAACUCCUAAAGCUCUCUUAAGGAUAGGGAGCAGAGAUGUGCUCUGGGUGUGUAUGUGAGGAUAGCAAUGGAUGUGCUGAAUUUAAAACAAGCUGGCCACUAGAGUAACUGGUGACUACACUACAUUUCCUUUUUCUAAGCUUCAGAUCCCAAGAUCACUGUGUUUCAGAUGUUCUCCUUUCAAAUAUGGAAAUGUCUCAGCUGCAGAAUGGAUGGUGGCUUACAGAUGAGGUAAAACUAGAAGAAGAAUGUGGGUUUGUUGUUAGUUGGCUGGAAUAUUCUCUCUUCCUACUUUUCCCACUCCAAAACAAGACAGAAGACUAUUGUAAUGUGGGACUGAUUUCCCAGAUCAAUAAAUUAACUUCAAGUACAUGAAUCUCUGUUCCCAAUCCCCUAGGAUCUUUGCUUCUGUUCUCUUUUUUUUCUUGUCCUUUUCUAAGAAGUUCUUUUCCUCAUGUAAAACUGUGUUGUUUGGCUAUUAGAUCCCAUUAUCUCCUUGUGCUCAAGUGUUUGAGCUUUGGACAUUGUGAAACUCUUGUCUUCUUUACAGUCUGCUCCCUGCUAUUCUGAAAGCUUAUAUUGACAGCUGUAGAAAUGGGAAUGUUUCUGUCAAGCCCAUCUCCUUUUUGAUGAGACAGUCAUCUGCGGGCUGGAAGAGAGAUUGUUGAAUGUCUACGGAGAUUCUCAAAUCAUCCAGGUCACAGUUGUCCCAAAGGUGCUUUUCAAAAAGGCAGCUGGACUUUCUUGGGUUUUCUUUUUUCCUUGAAAUUCAAAUUCAAGGAAAAAACAUAGUCCAAUUGUUUUUUGAAAAAGCACCUUUGGGAUUUUCACCUGAUCUAUUCAUGCAAUGGAAUGAGACCCUGGAUUUAAGAAGUGACUUGUAUCAUUUCAGAUUAUAGGUGGCCAGAACUCAGUUUAAACUUCUUUUUUAUCUUUUUUUUUUAACUACCCUCUGUAAUAAAAUAAUUUAGCAUGAAAGAAGCUUGGCUUAGCUUCUCCCUUGUGCUCUUGUUUUAUUUGCAGAGAAUUGUACACCUUGUUCCUAUAAGCCAGCCCAAAUCACCACUGCCUUGAGUAACUGUCUCGUCCCCCUGAACUAGCAAUAACUGAUCACUGAGGACACGGUCAGGUGGGGAGUGGCCAGAUUUUGUUUUUCCCCUAUCACUGAUAUUUGCUGGUGAUGUCCUCCCCCUUUCCAUUGUAACAUGUUUAAAAAGUGGCUCAAUACUGCCCCAGUCCAAAUAGAGUGAGCUUUAUUUGUCCUCAGCCCUUUCUCCCUUAGCCUGCCCUGUUUGGAGGAGGCGAGGGGAGAAAUGAACUAGUCCAGGGGUCUCUAACCCCCAGUCCAUGGACCGGUACCAGGCUGCAGCAUGCCAGCAAUUGGGCCGCACAAACAAGCAAAGCCCCAUCUGCGGGAUGCAGGCAACAGACAAAACCACACACCCUCCAGUCUGUGGAAAA
Crotalus tigris (Tiger rattlesnake) is the source of this 4269-nucleotide messenger RNA. RefSeq names its product sestrin 2 (gene SESN2). Bases 739 to 2178 code for a protein of 479 amino acids. The record is from RefSeq and is a predicted model, not a curated record. NCBI's taxonomy places the organism in Eukaryota, Metazoa, Chordata, Lepidosauria, Squamata, Viperidae. The transcript has 10 exons. Gene Ontology annotation, cellular component: nucleus. Gene Ontology annotation, molecular function: L-leucine binding; oxidoreductase activity, acting on peroxide as acceptor. Gene Ontology annotation, biological process: positive regulation of macroautophagy; negative regulation of TORC1 signaling; cellular response to leucine starvation.